This is a messenger RNA of Setaria italica (foxtail millet), 627 nucleotides long. RefSeq names its product polyubiquitin-B-like. The transcript has 2 exons. The record is from RefSeq and is a predicted model, not a curated record. Gene Ontology annotation, molecular function: ubiquitin protein ligase binding; protein tag activity. Gene Ontology annotation, cellular component: nucleus; cytoplasm. The coding region runs from base 1 to 627 and encodes 208 amino acids. NCBI's taxonomy places the organism in Eukaryota, Viridiplantae, Streptophyta, Magnoliopsida, Poales, Poaceae. Gene Ontology annotation, biological process: modification-dependent protein catabolic process; protein ubiquitination.
AUGGGGGAUAUUUACGUGAAGAUGCUAGCUGGCAGUGACAUCACCCUGGAUGUGGAGCCAUCAGACAAGAUCGACAAUGUCAGGGAAAAGAUUCAUGGCUAUCAGAGGCUUGUCUUUGCUGGCAAGUAUCUUGAGGAUGGAGGGACACUUGCAGAUUACGACAUCCAGAAUGAGAGCACCCUGCACCUUGACUUUGGCAUGCAGAUUUUGGUGAAGACCAGCACUGGUAAGACCAUCACCAUGCAGGUGGAGCCAUCUGACACGAUCCGCAGGGUCAAGGCAAAGAUACAGGACCAGCAGAGGCUCCUCUUUGACGGCAAGCAUCUAAACGGUUGGGGCAAACUUGCCGAUUACAACGUUAAGAAGGAGUCCACCCUGCAGCUUGACCUCUGCCCACAGGGUGGCAUGCAGGUUUUCGUGAAAGCACUCCCCCGCAAGACCAUCAGGCUCAAGUUGGUGCGAUCUGACACGAUUGGUCGUUUGAAGGCAAUGAUACAGGACCAGCAGAGGCUCCUCUUUGACGGCAAGCAGCUUGAGGAUGGGCGGAGACUUGCAGACUACAAUAUUCAGAAAGGCUCCACACAGCACCUUGACCUUGGCCUGCACGAUGGCAGUGCAAAUCUUUAA